ACCAAUUCAGGUUAUUGUAUGUAGAAUACGACAUACUGAAAGGAGAAGAGAGAUAAGAAGAACAAGAAGAAUAAGAAGAAAAUAAGAAGAAGAGGAAGAAGCUUUAAGAUGGACGUGCGAACAAGCCGACCCGUGGAGCGGGCAUUCGCCAUGCCCGGCGGAUUCCCAACCCCAGCCCCAGCAAUCGCCGAACGGCCCCGGUCAAGAUCACGGCCGGCCGCAUCCGAAGCAGAGACAACCCAUAGCCGGGCAGUCACAACAACAACAUCACAAACAGGCCCUCUAAGAGGUAUCCUAAAGAACCCAACACCACCCGCGCGACCGCAAGAUCCCCUUGCUGCACGCUUUUACAGAGUCUCGAAGCCAGAGCAACCAAUGUACAUGCCUGCGGGACCCCCAUCACCAACAUACCACUCGGACAGUGACAGAUAUACAUCCUACGAGACUGACUCCCAAUCGGCAUCGUCAGAGCUCUCUGUCAACACACAAGCUACUAGCGUCAUAUCAGAUUCUAGUGUUCCCCCUAAGCCCUCAAAACCCUCGACCCAAGUCAAACAUGUACGCCAUGUACCAUCAGCAGCUUCAGCCAGGACGCGGACGCGAACGCGAUCUAGGGCGCCUUCGGAGGUGUCUAAGCCUCCCGUCCCGGAGAAGAAGAGGACGGUGCACAUUCAAUUCGUUCCACCAAAGCCCCAGCAGGCCCCUUCACAGUCUCAGGAACUUCAGCUUGCUCGGAAGCCAGAAAACGACCUCGCGUACAAGCUUGAGCAACUAGAGUCAGAAACUGAUACCCUCCGACAAGAACGGAGUAGACUAAGCAGGGACCUGGAUGACAUAUCUGUACAACUAUCUACUAGGGGACAAGAGAACAAGGAAAUCGUGCGCGUCCUGAAUAUCGAGCGCAACUCAAAGGAGCUUAUCUUAAGAGACCUUGAGGAGCAACGGCAGAUUUCUGACGAAUUCCGUAGUAACUACCAACUACAGCAAGGCAUGUUAAUAGAGGCAGAGAGGGAACGAGACAGUCUCAAGCACAUGCGUGACAGGUUUGAGCAGCAGGUCAUCGAGCUCGAGCGGGAACUGGCAGUGCGAGAUGCCGCCAAGACGGCCCGAGACGAUCUUGAGAAGCAACUCGCAGCGACCAAGGAUGAUCUCGAGAAGCAGCUUGAGACGACCAAAGGCGACCUUGAGAAGCGGCUUGAGACGACCAGAGGCGACCUUGAGAGACAACUGGAAGCUACCAGGGAUGAUCUCGGAAAGCAAUUGGAAUUCUCCAAGCAGGAACUCGACAAGCAAGCUUUGGACUUCAAGACGAUUAUUGACGACAAACAGUCAAGAAUUGACGGUCUGGUCACCGAGGUUGCCGGAUCCAAGGAAGCUAACAUCUCCCUUGCAUCAGAGCGACUACGGCUUGACGCAGAACUGGUGAAUGUUCGGGCUAACUUGGUCAACGUCGAGAACGACCUCAGCCUAGUGCGGGAUCAUAACAGGAUUCUCGAGUCGGAGAAAGAACAGCUGAUCAUCCGUACCGCGGAUCUCGGAAAGGUGUACGACGACCUCGAGAAGCUCCGCCGGGAACACGCAGGUUGCGAGGAACGCUCGAAGGGACUCGAGGAGCGGUCCAAGGGACUUGAGGCUGAUGUCGAAAAGCACCAAGAAGCUGCCAAGGUGCUGCAAGAGGAGAAGGACAAGAUCGCCGCUGUCGCUAAGAACCUAGAAGAGGGCUCAGGCCUUACCAAGCUUCACGAGGAGAAGGCCACUCUUGAAGUAAGCGUGAAGGAACUUGAAGGCAAGGUCUCCGUGCUCUCUCAGGAGAAGUCGCACCUGGAGGUCAAGACGAACGACCUCCAGACCGAAGCCAGCAAGAUUCCCGCGCUAGCUCAAGAGAAGACCGACCUCGAGGCCCAGCUGGAGGCGAAAUCUAAAGACCUCCAGGUCGAAUCUGAUAGGGUCAUAGCUCUAACCCAGGAGAAGACGGACCUCGAAGGCAAGAUCAAGGAUCUCCAGGCCGAAGCGGAUAAGGUACCCGCCCUGGUCGAGCAAGUGCAUUCGUUGACUAUGCGGCUCGAUAUGGCGAACAUACAACUCUCUACAGCCACUGCGACACAGGCAUCAUCUACAGCCCAAAUCAUCGACCUACAAUUACUCGUGAGCAAGCUACAAGACAAGCUACACGACAAAGACCGGUCCAAGGACCGAUCCAAGUCGCGCAACAAUAAGCGUCAGAGCCGCUCACCAUCAAACAGCCUAAUCUUCGUCCGCAACCCCUCGGACAAGGACGGCAACAUACUCGUCAUGUCGCGCGAUACACUCAAGAAGAGAGACAAGUCGCCACUAUAAAUUUACAGGCUGCUGGUCACGCCAAGAGAGAAAGUGGAAAUCCACUUAAAUAUUAAUCGAGGUCCGGGAUAGAGAAAAAUCAAUCAACAUCAACAUCAACACCAACACCAAUACCAUCAUGACGAAAAUAAUACUACGACAAUACGAGUCCA
This is a messenger RNA of Daldinia decipiens, 2489 nucleotides long. RefSeq lists its product as uncharacterized. NCBI's taxonomy places the organism in Eukaryota, Fungi, Ascomycota, Sordariomycetes, Xylariales, Hypoxylaceae. The transcript has 3 exons. The record is from RefSeq and is a predicted model, not a curated record. Bases 109 to 2337 code for a protein of 742 amino acids.